This is a messenger RNA of Galleria mellonella (greater wax moth), 911 nucleotides long. Its product is annotated as ubiquitin-conjugating enzyme E2 T-like. The transcript has 2 exons. Lineage: Eukaryota; Metazoa; Arthropoda; Insecta; Lepidoptera; Pyralidae. Bases 195 to 671 code for a protein of 158 amino acids. The record is from RefSeq and is a predicted model, not a curated record.
GUGAUACAAUUUAAGAGGAAAGGAACAUAUGUUGUGUUUUGGUUAUGUACUCUUUGGUUUUGUUAUUAUUUUUUAAUGACUUCUUUGUUUUCCGUUUUUAACAAGCUUACAAAUUUUGAAUAAUAUUUCCAAAACUCAAUAUUUAAGCUAAAUCUCCCUUAUUACUGAUUAUUUUUAAGUAAUAGUAUCGAGAAAUGACUUCAGCACCGCGGGCGGCCCGCCUUGCUCAAGAAAUGAAAAACUUUGAAACUAAUUCGCCUUGGGGAAUUACUUGCGUGCCAAAGACGGAAGAUAAUUUAGAUGUGCUCAAAGUCACUUUACUCGGUCCUAAGGGCUCUCCUUACGAGAACGGAAAAUUCCAACUCAUCAUAACAAUCCCCGAUAAUUAUCCGUUUGAACCGCCGCUUUUGAAGUUCGAUACACCUAUUUAUCAUCCAAAUAUUGACAAAGGUGGCCGAAUAUGUAUGGAUAUGUUAAAAAUGCCACCGAAAGGCGCCUGGUUACCAACAAUCACAUUGGAAACUUUGCUCAUAUCUCUCCAGACCCUGCUUGUAAAUCCAAAUCCUGAUGAUCCACUCAUGUUAGACAUAGCCAAUGUAUAUAAGUUUAAUAUUGAGCAAUAUUUGGAAAAUGCCAGGAAAUACACUGAAAAAUAUGCCGAUAGAAUAUAAAGUACUUCUGUUAUUGUUAAGUGUAAUUGUAUAAAUGGAUGAAUAAAACUUGAUAUUAUAUUAAAGACUUAUGUGAAACUUAUGUUAUUAUCCUAAAGAGGGUUGACGUCAGGCAGGUGGCCAGUCGUAAAACUAAAAACCAAAUCUUUUUGUAAUAUGGAUAAAAUCAUAUUACGCCGACCCCAAAUGAUUGGGAUAAGGGUAGGAAGAUGAUGAUGAUUAAAGACUUAUGUGAAACAA